AUAUAACAGAAGAAAAGAAAGAAAGUGGAAGGAAUAUAUGCAGUCAGUUAUAGAUGAAUUAGGAAAAUGGUGUUAUUGGAAGUGGGAGUAGUACCCUCAAUCUGUUGUUUGUUCCACACUGGAUUUAGAAGACCAACAACAAAACAUUUGUAUCUCCACUUCAGAUUGAAACCCUCACUUUCAAAUUCAAUAACAAACAUGGCAUUGACGAAUAACAACAACACCAACACCAACACCAAGAGGAAGCUUCCAAUUCUGCUAUUUGAUAUCAUGGACACCCUUGUUCGUGACCCUUUCUACCAAGAUGUCCCUGCCUUCUUCGGAAUGUCUUUCAAGGAACUCAUAGAUUGCAAGCACCCUACAGCCUGGCUUGAGUUUGAAAAGGGUUUCAUUGAUGAGAUGGAGCUGGCAAGAAAUUUUUUUAAGGAUGGAAGGGAUUUUGAUUUAGAAGGCCUUAAAACUUGUAUGAGAAGUGGAUUUUCAUACAUAGAAGGCAUUGAACAAUUGCUUCUUGUCUUAAAGCAACAUAACUAUGAAAUACAUGCAUUUACAAACUAUCCUAUAUGGUUUAGCUUUUCAUGGCAUUCUACAGAAUGUAUUUAUUGUAGGUACCAGUUGAUUGAAGACAAGUUAAAACUAUCAAAAUAUUUAUCUUGGACAUUUUGUUCGUGUAUACAUGGAAAGAGGAAGCCUGAUACUGAAUACUAUAUGGAAGUUCUGAGUCAUCUUAAAGUUGAUCCAGCAAAUUGUAUUUUCGUAGAUGACAGGCAAGAGAAUGUGGAAGCAGCAAUUGAAGUUGGCAUCAGAGGUGUACAUUUCAAGAAUGUCAAUGUACUGUGUGAAGAAUUGUCAUUGAUGGGGAUUGACAUAUCAACAGAUGAAGAUUGAUAGCUUAUUUUCUUUGAUUAUUUGUCUUAAACAACACCAAUUUAUUUUUCCUGGUCGAAAGGGUAUAUAAUAUACCAUUGUUAAAAUGACUUCUGAAUUUUUUAUCCUUACAAGGAUCUUUCUUGAUCUUCUCAGCUAUUAAGUGUGCUUAUAGGACUGAGAAUAAACUCGGUGUAUAGACUCAAUAUAAAUUGUAUAGUUGUGCCAGAUAACUUAAGUCAAUUGGCAU
Messenger RNA from Gastrolobium bilobum, 1117 nucleotides. RefSeq names its product flavin mononucleotide hydrolase 1, chloroplatic. Bases 67 to 888 code for a protein of 273 amino acids. The transcript has 6 exons. The record is from RefSeq and is a predicted model, not a curated record. NCBI's taxonomy places the organism in Eukaryota, Viridiplantae, Streptophyta, Magnoliopsida, Fabales, Fabaceae.